AUGGCUAAAAAUUGGUAUUCUAAUUUUCUCAAUAUUAAUUCAAAUAUUCUACUCAUUGCAUUUAUUCUUCUCUUUCUGGCUCAGCAAGUCAAAGGUCAAAUAGCAGAAAUAGCUUCAUUAUCUAGUGGCUUAGCUGGGUCUGCCCUCGGUGCAGCCGGAGGAGCUUCAAGCCUUCUGAACAGCUUACUUACUUUGUAUCAGAUAGCACAGGGAGCCCUGCAUCUAACAGGCACAAGUGUAGGGAUUCUGAAUCAAGCUUCAGAAGGUCGAUGGUUCAACUCUAUGCUUGAAGAGGCUGUAAAUACUAAGCGAAAAUUUGAAGAAACAUCCGUGAUCGGUUCUGAAAGAGGUAUUGAUUACUCUCAAUUCGGUACCAAAUUUCCCGCUCCCGAAGCUCAUGAUUACGAUGCAGAAGAUCUUACAAAACCGGACGAUCUAAUACCUGUCGACAAUAUAAUCACUUAUACAACUACUACAACUAAUACUCCACCCGCAACUCUUUUCCCUCUGGAAGAGGAAACGAAUGAUCCCAAUACGGGAAAAACCACGGAAAGUUUGCUUAAAAAUAUUGUGAUUGAUUCCCUCGAGACUAAUCGAUUAGCAAAGAAAGAAAUUUUAAAUUCAGCUAAACUUGAAGUAUCUAACAAUUUAGACUACGAAUCUGUACAGUCGGAAAAAGAAUUAGAAUCAACUGGAGAGAAAUCCUCAAAAAUAGAACGACUUCUUGCACUGUUUCAAGAAAGUAAUAUUACGAAAAGUGAAUUACGUGAAAUGUCAAAUUUUCUUGAUAAGUUAUCAAAAUCAGAAGAGUCUGAGCAUAUUACGACAGCAUCUAAAAUAAGCGUUGAUUUCGUUGAUCCUGAAAAUACCGUUGAUUCCGCAGCAAUACCAUUUCAUACUCCAGACACAAAACGGACAUCGUUAACUACAGUUUUACCAAUAAAAAUUCGAACACUAAAAUUAGAAAAUGUGAUCGAUAAUGAAGAUAACGAUUUACUUCCGAUUAUUACUCCAAAAUUUAAAACGAGAACAGCUGAAACUAAAAAAUGGCAAGAUAAUCAGCAUAAAGUUCAACCAAAAAGAACAACCUUUCGUCCAUUACGUAAAUUUCCACGUAGAACGGCAUAUACACCAAAGCUAUCAUUUUUAUCUCGGAAACACGAAUUCGUAACCAUGCCGCCAAGUUUUCUCACAAAUGAUCAUACUUGGCAAGGCAGAGGAAACAUUAUGCAAGCAAACAAUGUUUUCCCAAAUAAUUACAACUUCGAAAUUGGUGACUUGAAACCAAUAUCACCUACAUCCUCUUCAAAUGCUUUGAUGCCACUUUCAUUUCCUGUGGUAUCUGCUGUACCUGUACAAACUGCCAAAAGUUCUUCAGCACCACUCAAUAUCCCUUCAGCACCAUUAAGAUUCCCAGUGUCCUCUGCUACACCAGUCAAAAUCCCUGAAGGUUCUGCUGCACCAAUUAUAGGGAUCUUUACUCCUUCCAGUGCUUUCUUGCAAUCACAAACUUUACCAAUUAAUCCUUCUUACUUACCAAAAGCAAAUGAUGCUGGACAUUUGCUUCAUCAGAAUCUUGUCUAUACUCCAAGAAUCUAUAAUUCUAUUCCUCAGCAAUACAGUCAGUCUCAACAUAUGGGAAUGAAUCAUCCAUCUGCAACUUAUCCUCAAAAUUUGAAUCCUAUCCAAACUUCAUGA
Thelazia callipaeda (thelaziosis nematode) is the source of this 1698-nucleotide messenger RNA. The record is from the annotation of a GenBank genome assembly. NCBI's taxonomy places the organism in Eukaryota, Metazoa, Nematoda, Chromadorea, Rhabditida, Thelaziidae.